Molecule: messenger RNA, 435 nt
Organism: Saccharomyces cerevisiae S288C
Lineage: Eukaryota; Fungi; Ascomycota; Saccharomycetes; Saccharomycetales; Saccharomycetaceae
Gene: RPR2
Product: ribonuclease P protein subunit RPR2
Exons: 1
Coding region: 1-435 (144 amino acids)
Biological process (GO): RNA processing
Cellular component (GO): endoribonuclease complex; nucleus; ribonucleoprotein complex
Molecular function (GO): ribonuclease P activity
Source: RefSeq, marked reviewed
AUGGGCAAGAAAGCACACGGAGGAAAGAUGAAACCUGAGAUCGACGAAAAUGGUACUCUGCUAGUACCGCCACCAAGGACGAUUGCGAACCAGGACCAUUUCCAUAGAUUAAACUACCUCUACCAAAUAUCCGCUUACCAAACAAGAGCAAGACAGAAAGCAAGAACAGACGCACAUACGCCUUUGGCACGCAAUUAUAUCAAAUCAAUGGACCUAAUUAGUAAGAAAACCAAGACAUCACUGCUUCCUACGAUAAAGAGAACAAUUUGUAAAAAAUGCCAUCGGUUGUUAUGGACCCCAAAAAAACUGGAAAUCACAUCCGACGGAGCGCUUUCGGUAAUGUGUGGGUGCGGUACCGUUAAACGUUUUAAUAUUGGCGCCGAUCCUAAUUACAGGACCUACUCGGAGCGGGAGGGUAAUCUACUAAAUUCUUAG